Molecule: messenger RNA, 3168 nt
Organism: Chelonoidis abingdonii (Abingdon island giant tortoise)
Lineage: Eukaryota; Metazoa; Chordata; Testudines; Testudinidae
Gene: CTSO
Product: cathepsin O
Biological process (GO): proteolysis
Molecular function (GO): cysteine-type peptidase activity
Source: RefSeq, a predicted model, not a curated record
GCCCCUGAGCUUGGGGUUAGCUGUCCCUUCUUACAGCAGGGAGUGGGAGGCUGCUGAAAGUAUCAGAGUCAGACUAAAGCCCGGGUGUGUGGAAGGGGUGGCCCCAGUGAUCGUACUCCCAGCGCUGUGCUCCACACUCUGCCACCGCAGCGGCAGCAGGAGGAGUCGCCGGAGCCUGGAAAGUGAAAGGGAAACUAGCCCCCCCCGCUGGCGCGGCGAGCAGCCCCGGGCUCCAUGAAGCUGCUGGGGCUCUGGCUCUUGUGCCGCCUGCUCCCCGGCGGGGGCCGCUCCUCCCCGCAGCCCUCGGGGAUCCAGCCACGGGGUAACAGCGGCGGCCGCACUGAGUUGCCCGGCUCCCUGAGCCUCUCCCACGCUCGCUGGGGCAGCCGGGAUGGGCGAGAGGAGGCCGCCCUGCGGGAAAGUAUUAAAAGAAUUAGGAGUUUGAAUUCUUUAUCAUCAGAUGACAAUACGACUGCUUUCUAUGGAAUAAAUCAGUUUUCUCACUUGUUUCCUGAAGAUUUUAAAGCUAUUUAUUUAAAAAGCAGACCUUACAGCGUUCCCAGAUACACAGAAGUGCUGAAGAGAAAAGAAACACCGUUACCAGCAAAGUUUGACUGGAGGGACAAGAACGUUGUCACCCAAGUGAGAAAUCAGCAGACAUGUGGAGGCUGCUGGGCUUUCAGCGUUGUGGGUGGAAUAGAAUCUGCCUAUGCAAUCAAAAUGAAGAUUCUGGAAGAACUCAGUGUACAGCAGGUCAUUGACUGUUCAUACAACAAUUACGGCUGCCAUGGUGGCUCUACUGUUAGUGCUCUCAGCUGGCUGAAUCAGACACAAGUAAAAUUGGUGAAAGAUUCUGAAUACACUUUUAAAGCUCAAACAGGACUGUGCCAUUAUUUCCAGUCCUCUGAUAUUGGAGUUUCAAUCACAGAUUAUACUGCGUAUGACUUCAGUGGCCAGGAAGACGAAAUGAUGAAGAAGCUUGUUAACUGUGGACCUUUGGCAGUGACAGUAGAUGCGGUUAGCUGGCAGGAUUAUCUGGGUGGGAUCAUACAGUAUCACUGCUCCAGUGGAAAAGCAAAUCAUGCUGUUCUCAUUACUGGUUUUGAUAGAACAGGUAGCAUCCCUUACUGGAUUGUACGCAACUCGUGGGGGCGCACAUGGGGAAUAAAUGGUUAUGCCCAUAUUAAAAUAGGUAGUAAUGUCUGUGGUAUAGCAGAUACAGUUUCAUCUGUGUUUGUUUGACACCGACUGGCCAAACGAAAAACCACCCUGCUGGCAGUAAUUUGGCAGAUACUGAUAUUCUGUAAAUUUACACUUAUUCAAUAUGAAGAUAUUUUACUUCAAAAUUUUUUAGAACUAUUUUAGUAUUAGGGAUUGGUCUCCUGGGCAUUACAGAUAUAGUGCAUCCAGAAUUCAGGAAGAUGCUUCAGCUUCCAGAGUCUGUGACCCUAAACUUGAUUGGGGCUGCACAGACAACUCUGCAGAGUACCAUACACUUGACCCUUGGUUCUGAGAAAGAAAGAUGAAACAAGAGUGGCACUCUGGUGGUCAGUUUGGAAGUUUGAGCUUUAUGCAAUGCCUGUUGAAAUAUUUUAAAUGUGGACCCUAGAUGGAAGGCAUGGAGCACUGGAAGUUUCUCAGUCCCAAAUAAUGCCCACUUACAAAUCCUGGUAGCAAGUCCUAGAAUGUCACUAACAUCACAGUUGGUUCAGAAUGAAAUGGAACAAGGGAAGAAGUGACAGGAGAUAAUGUUUGCUGAAAGUUUUCAAUCCAGAAAUCUAGCGGUAUGGCAGGGUGCAGUCUGAAGGCACUUUAAUAUGUGGAGAAACAUGAUGUGUCUUUCCAUUUCCUCUUGUCUUUCAUUUUCAGAAACCUUGUGUGAAAUGACAAUUCUUUGUUAUCACUCCUGCACUUUCUGAAGUGCCUGAAUUGGCUUUUCUUGUAACUUUGUUUGACAGCAGGUGCUGUUUGCAUAGCAUGGACUUUCUCUCUUCUGCUUUCUCUGCCUCUCGUCUUCAGUUUUCUUAUGGGCCACUCUGCAUUAUAUACCUAAACAAGCAGGUUGGAACCACAUUAUCAUUUCUCCUAACAGCUCACUGGUAUUGUGAAGGCUAAAAGAAGAAUGAGGAAGGAAAGAAAGCACACCACAUAGUGAUGGAACCAUCAAAAUUUAUAUAUGCCUUCUUGUGUAACCACAUCUCUGCUCACCCUCUCCCUUUGAGUGUCUUUGACCCUCGCCUCUCAUGUCUUAUUAAAUCUAGUUUUUAUGCUCUUCAAGAUAGGAGAUUUUUGGGGGGAAGUGCCAGGGCAUUUUGGAGAAUUCAGAAUGAAUUAAUAGUUCUUGUCUUCCAAUGUACUUGAUUACCUAUUAGUUCAGAGAGCAGUUAGCCAAUUAGGGGAACUGCAAUAACCAACCUGAGAUAUGAAAGCAUAUCUGCUGUACCCUCUGUUUGCAUGUAAGGUUGCAAAUGGGCCAUUUCAUUCUUUAAAAAGUGUUGGAGUGGCACCUGCUUCAAUCUCCUCUCUCUACCUCCAUUAAUUACACUUCUGCCAAAGGGAAAUUCAGACUAUGAUUAUCAUAGCUAAAAGAUGCCUAUAAGUCACUAAAUUUGUGUUCUGCAUAUUAAUAUCUGUCUUCUAACAGUCCAUCCUUUUUCAGGGCUAAUCAUCAAUUGUUGCUAAUUAUUAGUAGGAGAAUAAAGAAGGGCUACUGAGAUACCUCAUUUUCUCUCUGUAUUUCCCCAACCAGCACCUUUAACUGGCUUGUCACAGAGAUCAUCCCUCUAGGCACAGAUUGGUGCAUUAGUUUCAAUACAAGACCAAUUUAUCUCUGUCCUUGUCCAUGUGCUGGUCAGAGGAAAUCUCAAACAUGAUUAUAAAGGCAUUGAACUUUUUUGAUCUGGAGAACAUAAGAAUAGAAAGCAAUGUCAUUUCUGAAUUUUAAAGCAUUCCAGUAUCAUUUAUUUAUUUAGUAACUUUUGUGAAUUUUUGCUCUUCUUGUCUGGGGUAGUCCAUUUUUGCUCUAUAGAAAUAAUUGUGAGUCAAUAUUUACAUUUUUUAUAAAAACACAUUUGUAACUUUUAGUUGAAUUGUGAAGAGAUUUUACAAGUAUUUUGCACUAUGUUAAAUUUGAACAGGUUUGCUAAUUACAAUUUUGAAUAUGUGUUU